CCGCAGUCUGCGCGCGCACGCGUUUCGUGUUUGACGUGUGUAUUGUCAAAAGUUCAAAACGCUCGCGACACUCGCACCGAUUUCGUAACGUUCUGUGCCAGUGAAUUUCAAUAUUUACCUUUGUUAUUUAAUUAAAACAGACUUGUGAUGGAUAUAAACGAUCGAAAAGUAAAUUCGCGCACGCAUUCGAUCACAAUGAAUCGUGAUUCCAAGUUUAUUUUGCGAAAAAUCAUAAUGGAUUUCGCGAUUCUCUUUUGCAUUGGCUUCCUCAUACUGUCGUUCUACCUGUGGGGCGCCCCAUACAAGCGGGGCUUCUUCUGCGACGACGAGUCCCUUAAACAUCCAUACCGGGAGUCCACCGUGACCAACCUCAUGCUGUAUAUAGUUGGCCUAUGCCUUCCAGUUGUUACGAUGUGCCUUACGGAAUGGAUACACCUCCGAGACCACAAGAGUGGCCGCCCGCGGGAACUUAUGGGAAGGGAGAUCCCCACAUGGGUGUGGGAGGCCUACAGAGUCGUCGGCGUGUUCCUGUUCGGCUGCGCCUGCCAGCAGCUCACCACCGACAUCGCCAAAUAUACCAUCGGGAGGCUGCGGCCGCACUUCUUCGAUGUCUGCCGGCCGAACAUAAACUGCACCGCGCCCGAGAACAAAUGGCGGUACAUCGUAGACUUCGAAUGUCUUCGCACGGACGAGCCCAAACUAAUCAAGGAGAUGCGGCUCUCGUUCCCUAGCGGCCAUUCUUCUUUCUCCGCGUACACUAUGCUGUAUUUCUCGUUGUACCUCCACAAGCGCUUCACAUGGCGUGGCUCCAAGCUGCUCCGUCACGCGAUCCAGUUCGUGCUGAUCAUGCUGGCAUGGUACACCGUCAUGACACGAGUAUCCGACUACAAGCACCACUGGAGCGACGUGAUGGCCGGCUUUAGCAUCGGCCUGCUGGUGGCCGUGGUUGUUUUCACAUUCGUGUCAAACCUCCGCAAGACACCACGGAACCGGCAACCCGUUAGCCACCACGACUCUGAGCUGCAGACCAACGGCAACACCCGCUCGGCCUCCGGUUGGCGCGUUUGACAGUCCGACGAAGAGUGACCGCAGCAGCAGGUCAUCUCCCACGAGUAUUGACCCGCAAGUGUAGCUUAAUUGAACUCUCAGCUUGAUUACAACGCCAUCUGUGUUGGGUACUUGGUACUA
Molecule: messenger RNA, 1188 nt
Organism: Cydia splendana
Lineage: Eukaryota; Metazoa; Arthropoda; Insecta; Lepidoptera; Tortricidae
Product: putative phosphatidate phosphatase
Exons: 6
Coding region: 148-1068 (306 amino acids)
Biological process (GO): phospholipid metabolic process; phospholipid dephosphorylation; signal transduction
Cellular component (GO): plasma membrane
Molecular function (GO): phosphatidate phosphatase activity
Source: RefSeq, a predicted model, not a curated record